Molecule: messenger RNA, 1912 nt
Organism: Pleuronectes platessa (European plaice)
Lineage: Eukaryota; Metazoa; Chordata; Actinopteri; Pleuronectiformes; Pleuronectidae
Exons: 3
Coding region: 30-1775 (581 amino acids)
Biological process (GO): G protein-coupled receptor signaling pathway; hormone-mediated signaling pathway
Cellular component (GO): plasma membrane
Molecular function (GO): growth hormone secretagogue receptor activity
Source: RefSeq, a predicted model, not a curated record
UUGUCGUGACUGUGAUUUAUGUUCCACUGAUGCUCUUCGGCCUUCUUGGAAACACACUGACUCUUCUGGUGGUUUGGCUCCGCCCACACAUGAGAAGCUCCACCUACCUCUACCUGAGCAGCAUGGCUGUUAGUGACCUGCUGAUCCUCCUGCUGCUGCCUCUGGAUCUAUAUAAGCUCUGGAGACCCAGACCCUGGUCCUUAGGAGACCUCGUCUGUAAGCUGACCAUGUUCCUCUCCGAGUGCUGCACCUUCUGCACCAUCCUCCACAUCACCUUUCUCUCCCUGGAGAGGUAUCUGGCGGUCUGCUGGCCAAUCACCGCUAAGACGCUGGUGACACGGCGCAGAACCAGGGCUCUGAUUGGCUGCCUCUGGCUGGGAGCGGCUGUCAGUGCAGCACCAGUGUUGGUCAUGGUGGGAGUGGAGGAGGUCGGAGGAGGAGAGGAACUAGGCCUCAGGGGAUGGAGGGAGGAUGCAGGGUGGUCGGGCAGAGAAGGAGAACAGGGUGCAUUUACUAUAGGUGGAGGGGAGAGAGGAAGUGGACACAUGACUUCUAUGCAGGGAGGAUUGGAGGAAAUGAAGUGGGAAGAAAAAGAGAUAAAGGGAUGGGGUGAAAGCGUUGCAGAGUUUGAGAGAAAACUGGAGAUUGGAGAAACAGGAGACAGAGGGAAAGUGAAAGAAGAAAAAGAGGCUGACGAGGAAGGAGGGGAAAAGGAAGGGAAGAUGGAAGAUGAUGGGAUACAGCAAAAUAAAAUGAGAGAAGACGAGGGAGGCGGAAGGGAAGAGGGUGUUGAUAAGGGAAGAGAGGUGGACAACAGAGAGUGCCGCUGCACACACUUCGCCGUCUCCUCUGGCCUCCUGUCGGCCAUGAUGAUUCUCUCCAACCUGUACUUCCUGGUACCCCUGUGCAUCCUGGGACUAGUCUAUGCCCUGAUUGGACGGACUCUCUGGCUCCGUCCUCAAAGAAGCCGUAAAGACAAGAGUCACCGACACACAGUCAAGAUGCUGGGAGUGAUCGUCUUGGCCUUCGUCCUCUGCUGGCUGCCCUUCCAUGUCGGUCGGACCAUAUUCUCCCUUUCUCUGGGCACUGGUGCUGAAAGUCGGGGAACCAACACCGACACAAACACACACUCGGACAUGAACACUCCUCCUGAAAGCACAGGCAACAUGGCCUCUGUUACCGAACCUGUUAGCCUCUCAGACUGGGACCUGAAAACACAAGCUUACACAGACAGAGAUGAUGCACUCUGUGAAAACACAAACAACGAGAUCGACACACACAGUGAUGCAGACGCACACUUGGUUGAGACACAACCCGAAACGCUCACUGACCCAGGCACAGGUUCUGACGAUACGAGCGCACAUCAUGUUGUAUCACACAACGUCAGAGCUGGAGAGAGCACACACUCGGAGAUGCACAAUACUACACAUAACAAGCAAAACACAACCAUUUGCAAAAAAUCCCAGAAGGACAUACUCAGUCUCACAACACCGACAGCAGACACACACACAUAUGUUGCGACGCCCACUGACAUUACACACAAUAACACACACACUGACACACACUCCCUCUUUAUAUAUUAUCUUUCUCAGUAUUUCAACCUGGUCUCCUCGGUUCUCUUCUACCUCAGUGCUGCCAUCAACCCUCUGCUGUACAACCUGAUGUCCGCCAGGUACAGACACGCUGUGCGUAGCCUCGUGCACACACAUUGUCUCACACCGUCUCACCGGCUGAGUACAACACUCUCAUCAGGAUACUCCACAACCACUUUGUAAACAUAUAGACACACGUAACAACAGCAGCAACACAAGGUAGCUGUGAUGAUCACUGGUGGUUCUGCAACGACCAUAUUAACAAACUGAAUUCAGCUGCUCGAACUAAGAUAUCAUGAGAUGUGACUGUAGGAGCAGCU